This is a messenger RNA of Rosa chinensis, 2470 nucleotides long. RefSeq names its product cysteine-rich receptor-like protein kinase 25. Gene Ontology annotation, molecular function: ATP binding; protein kinase activity. Bases 351 to 2438 code for a protein of 695 amino acids. The record is from RefSeq and is a predicted model, not a curated record. NCBI's taxonomy places the organism in Eukaryota, Viridiplantae, Streptophyta, Magnoliopsida, Rosales, Rosaceae. The transcript has 7 exons. Gene Ontology annotation, biological process: protein phosphorylation.
UCGGGUUUUCGGUCGGUCGGUCGGUCGGUCAUCAUCAUCCUUCUUUGAUCCGGUUAUGAAACACGUGCACAGCAUGUGAUUGCAGUAAACAUAAAUUUACUGACCUCAAAGGUUUUGUUUUUUUUUUGGGUAUUCCUAACAUCAACAGAGCGUGAAACCCACGCCAAACGCACAUGGCUCGACCCUCUUGGUUCAAUGACUUUUUUCAAUCCUGUUGUUAAUUUCCACGACCCUUACUCCUUAAUGCAUGGGACCUUCAUUUUUUAAAGUCCGCGGCGACUUUCAACAUGUAUCCCUGGUCUUCACUCCUGUCAAUCUAAUGCCUAAAACACGGAAUUUUUAAUUUAUAUAUGGUAACAGGAACUAAGGGAGUAAUCAUCAUGGAUCAGAAACAGAUCAACAUAAUGCCUUGUUCUCAUGUGCUCAUGUCCUUUGUGCUGCUCUCCGUUCUUGGUUUCCAUAGCCUCAGCGUCGAAGCUGAAAUUCCUGACAUGUCCCAUUUCUGUUCAAACACAACAACUUUCACUCCCAACAGCACCUACGAGUCCAAUCUCAAUCUCCUCCUCUCCUAUCUCACCUCCAACGCCACCAAUGACCUCGGAUUCCACAACACCACAGUCGGCUCCCAAGACCCCGGCACGACUGUUUACGGUUCAUUUAGUUGCCUUGGCGAUGUCACCCCUGAAAAAUGUCAAGAAUGUGUGUCUACUAUAGCCAGAGGAGGAGUCCAAAAGUAUUGCCCCUUGAGCAAAAUCUCAUUAAUAUGGUAUGCAGAUUGCAUGUUACGCUACUCAAACACAUCCUUCUUUGGCAACUCGGAGACAUCUCCUCAAGUUUCCUUCCUCAACACGGGGAAUAUCACUGAGCCUGACCGCUUCAUGCCGCUGCUGGGACAAACUCUGAAGAGCUUGGUGAGACCUGCUGCUAGUGCACCUUCAGGUGUGAAAAAACUCAAAACAAAAGAAGUGAACUUCACAGAUUUUCAGCCGUUGUACACCCUUGUGCAGUGCACACCAGACCUAUCGAGCCUAAGCUGUGAAGGUUGUCUUACAGAAGCUAUUGCAGCUAUUCCAGUUUCUUUUUAUGGAAAGCAAGGGGGAGUAGUCUUAUGUCCUAGUUGCAAUGUUCGAUAUGAAAUCUAUCCAUUUUACAGAGCUCAAGCUGCCACACCUCCACCAGCGGCAUCGCCACCGCCACCAUCACUGCUUCUUCCUCCCCCUCCUCCAGGUUCAGUAACGAGAUCUCAAGGUAAAAUGAAUAGCAAGAUGGCCAUUGUUGUUCCAAUUGCCUUGGUGCUUUUCUUGGUAGGCUGCUUUUUUCUAAGAAGCAGGACAAGAAAAAAAUAUGAUGCUUUACAGGGACAGAAUGUUGUUGAUGGUGCAGGAGAUAAUGAAAUUACUAAUGUGGAGUCAUUGCGGUUUGAUUUUGCUACAAUUGAAGCAGCCACAAACCAGUUCUCUGUUAAUAAUAGAUUAGGGGAAGGUGGCUUUGGAGAGGUUUACAAGGGAACACUCCCUAAUGGGCAAGAAAUAGCUGUGAAGAGGUUAUCUAGAAGCUCCGGGCAAGGUGUUGAGCAGUUUAAAAAUGAGGUGGUUUUGGUCGCCAAGCUUCUGCACAGAAAUUUAGUGAGGCUGCUGGGGUUUUGCUCUGAAGGAGAAGAAAAGAUACUUGUUUAUGAACUUGUGCAGAACAAAAGCCUUGACCACUUUUUAUUCGACUCGGACAUUCAAGUAAAGUUGGAUUGGUCAAGCAGAUACAAGAUUAUCAGUGGGAUUGCUAGAGGCAUUCUCUAUCUCCAUCAAGAUUCUCGGCUUAAAAUCAUACAUCGAGAUCUUAAAGCGAGCAACGUAUUGUUAGAUGGGGAAAUGAACCCAAAAAUAGCAGAUUUUGGCAUGGCAAGAAUAUUUGGAGGUGAUCAAACACAAGGAAAUACCAUAAGGAUUGUCGGAACUUAUGGUUACAUGCCUCCGGAGUAUGCAAUGCACGGACAAUUCUCGGUGAAGUCUGAUGUGUACAGUCUUGGUGUCUUAAUCUUGGAGAUUGUAACUGGCGAGAAGAACACUAGCUUCUAUCAAUCAGACAGCGGCGAAGACCUCUUGACCUAUGCUUGGAAACAUUGGGGGGAUGGGACGCCAGAAGAGUUGUUGGAUUCAAAUCUGAGAGGUUCUUAUUCAAGAAAUGAAGUAAUCAGAUGUAUCCAUAUUGGUUUAUUGUGUGUUCAAGAAAAUCCAGAGGAGAGACCUACAAUGCAAACUAUAAAUCUCAUGCUAAGCAGUUACUCAGUUACUGCGCCAUCGCCUCAAAAGCCAGCAUUUUGCCUGCAUAGUAGAGAAGAGAUGAGAAUGCCAUCAGUAACGUCUGAAUCAUCAAAUCAACACACUAGCACCUCAGUCUGUUCAGUUAAUGAAGCAUCAAUUACUGAAUUGUACCCUCGUUAGUGUUGGUUUAUAGCAAACGAUAGUGUCACUAA